Molecule: messenger RNA, 630 nt
Organism: Plasmodium fragile
Lineage: Eukaryota; Apicomplexa; Aconoidasida; Haemosporida; Plasmodiidae
Exons: 3
Coding region: 1-630 (209 amino acids)
Biological process (GO): translation
Cellular component (GO): ribosome; cytosolic large ribosomal subunit
Molecular function (GO): RNA binding; structural constituent of ribosome
Source: RefSeq, a predicted model, not a curated record
AUGGUAAGGCGAAAAAAGAGGGCACGUGAGGCCACUCCAUUGUAUCAUUUCCUAUUCGCCUUCUCGCAUAUUCGCUUAUUUCGCUCGCUCAAAUUGCAGAAGAGAUUAGCAGCAUCCGUGUUGAAAUGUGGAAAGAAUAAAAUAUGGAUGGACCCAAAUGAAAUUAGCGAAAUUUCGCUAGCCAAUUCAAGGUUCAGCAUAAGGAAGCUGUACAAAGAGGGUCUCAUUUUAAAGAAACCUCAGAAGGUCCACAGCAGAGCAAGGGUCAGACUGUACAAAUUGGCAAAAAGGAAAGGAAGACAUAUGGGCAUAGGUAAAAGAAGAGGUACGAAGAAUGCCAGAACGAACCAGAAAACCUUGUGGAUUAAACGACAGCGUGUGUUGAGGAGACUGUUAAAAAGGUUGAGGGAUGCAAAGAAAAUAGAUAGACAUUUGUACCACUCCUUUUAUUUGAAGUGCAAAGGUAACCAAUUUAAAAAUAAGAGAACUUUAAUUGAAGCCAUACAGAGACAAAAAACGGAAACCUUGAAGAAAAAAUCAAUAGCCGAUCAGCUCGAAGCCAAGCGAUUAAAGGCACAGUUGUUACGAAACAAGAGAAAGUUAAAGAAGGACAAGGAGGCUGUAUCGUAA